GGUCAGUCGCACCUCGAACUCCAGCUCUUAUUGAUGCGUUCGCUGCGGAGCCAACGAUCACUCUCCCUUUCUGGGUUACUGUAGUUUGGGGUGAAACACGCCAGCUUCACCUCCGUUUAACAGCCUGACUCUCCUUUCUACCCCCCUGCCUGUCUUUCGAGCAUCACCAAACCACAGCCACGAUGACGGAGGCGGAGGCGUUGGAGAAGAAGCAGCACAAGUCGAGCAACGGAAAUGUUCUUCCAGAGCCCACCACAGAAGACGUGUUUGAUCACACAUACAAAGAGAAAGAAGGCCCCAAACCUCCCAUGAUCAUCGUAUGGAGAAAUGUCGUUAUGAUGACACUAUUACAUAUAGGUGCCGUGUACAGCUUGUUCCUCAUCCCUUCAGCAUCUUCUUCGACCUUGCUUUGGUCCGUACUUUGUUUUCUAAUAAGUGCUUUAGGAGUUACUGCAGGAGCUCAUCGCCUGUGGAGUCACAGAUCCUACAAGGCCACAUUACCUCUAAAGAUCUUUCUUGGUGUUGCUAACUCCAUGGCUUUUCAGAAUGAUAUCUUUGAGUGGGCUCGAGACCACAGGGUUCACCACAAAUAUUCAGAGACAGAUGCUGACCCUCACAACGCCUGCCGGGGCUUUUUCUUUGCUCACAUUGGCUGGCUGUUGGUACGCAAGCACCCUGACGUCAUCGAGAAAGGACGUAGGCUGGAGCUCAGUGACCUGAGGGCCGACAAAGUUGUAAUGUUCCAAAGGAAGUAUUACAAGCUGUCUGUGCUGCUCAUGUGCUUCUUCGUCCCCAUGUUCGUGCCUUGGUACCUGUGGGGGGAGUCUCUGUGGGUGGCCUACUUCAUCCCCGCUCUGCUGAGGUACACCUUGGUGCUGAACGCCACCUGGCUGGUCAACAGUGCCGCUCACAUGUGGGGAAACCGUCCCUAUGACAAGAACAUCAACCCCAGGGAGAACAAGUUUGUCACGUUCAGCGCUAUAGGUGAGGGAUUCCACAACUACCACCACACGUUCCCCUUUGACUAUGCAACCAGCGAGUUUGGCUGCAAGUUGAACAUUACCACUUGUUUCAUCGACGUCAUGUGCUUCUUGGGCCUGGCCAAAGACUGCAAGAGGGUGUCCCACGAGACGGUCCUCGCCCGAUUACAGCGCACCGGAGACGGAAGCCACCGGAGUGGCUAAGAUCGACGAACUGUGAUCCGAACAACCGAAGAGAAGAAGCUCCACAGUCCUUUGACAGCUAUACAUUCGUCAUCCUCUGAGGAUAAGCGUCAUCGUCAUGAGGGCCUUGACCACAUUUUGCUUGUUUUUGUGGUUUUUGUAGCUGUAACUUAACAAAUUGUUCAAGAUGGAUAAAAACAAAAACAUUUGCUAAGCUCUUGGCCUCGGGUUCUAUUGUUCAGUCAGGCCAAGGCCUCGCAAAGAUGUUUUAGAUUUGAAGUAGAUGCAUUUUCAACUUCAUUCAGUUUUUGCCACUUUGGUGUGCAUCCUUCGUGCAAGGUCAGUCAUGUAGCCGAUCAUUUUUAUGUAAGUAUUACUCAAUUAUUAAUCAAAAUAGACAAGAAGUGGAGCACUGGAAGUACGGGGUAACAACGUUUCAACUGAUUGGAGACUGUUGUCUUUAUUGUGGUUUACAGCAAGUUUUUACAGUUCUGAUAUACACAAAAUCAACUUUUUGAGCGCUUUAAGAUCUGAAAAAAAAAAGGGAUAAGAGUUUGAAUUAUGUUUUAAAAAAUAAAGUUGCUGGCUUAAGUGAAAUACAGCAGAUGAUGGAAGAGAGAGGGAACCCAGACCUUUUUUCUUAAAACCUGACUGCAUUGUGUUGCAGCAGUUUUCUUCUAUAGGAAACCAAAUGUGUAGAAAAGUCAAACAUUAACAUUCUGUAUUUAGUCUGUGUAGUAAUUUGAUCCAGUUUUCUCAAGAAAACACACUCAUUUAUCAUUAAAGUAAAACUGCCGUUCAAUAUAAACAGUCGAUGAUAAAUGUAACUUUAACUUAGAACCAUGCAACUUUUUUGUGUGUUUUUAAUGAUGACAUCAUAGUGCCAAGCGCGUGCCAAUAUGUCGACAUAUUUAUAUCCAUGUUAAUGGUCCAUGAGAGCACACUUGAGUCGAUAUUACUUCUUCACUCAACAUCAUUGUGGAGGUUUUUAAACAUUGUGGCAUCAGUGGCUUUGCUCCCUCUUUUAUCCAACAUGUCCCUCUUUUUCUGCAGCAGAGAUCUCAUUGGCAGCAGCCGGUCAUGUGACAGUUCUGGUGUUGCAAAACAACAUGGCACCCAUGCAUGAUGAUAUACUGUAGUAGGUGUUGUAGUGAGGUGUUUUCUCGGUGACUCUAAAGGCAGAGCUGUGUCUAUUUUUGUAACGUACUGUGGAAGCUGCAUCGCUUUUGGAUCAUCAGAACUGUUGCAGUGGUGAUUUCUGAGACGGGGUCUGGUUUCCCUUUGAUGUCCCACAAAGCUGAUUGUCAUUGCUAAAUUUCCGGUGCAUCAAUGUUUAUGCUCAUCUUUAAUUCUGGUGUGCGGAAUGCCUAUUUAUGUAUUUAUUUUGUUGACUUGAAAAAAAACAAGAAAACUCUAAACCAAACCAGUUUUCUUCACUCAAAAGAUUUGGCGGUAAAAUAUUGCAAAUUUGAGCUCCUGUUUAUUUCACUCCCGAGAGUCAGGAUCCAACCUAAUGCCUUAUGACUUGCAUCCAUUCCUGAUCUUCGAAAAAAGGCUCAAAACAAAUCUGACCAAGGUCCAUGUUUACAGUCUGAAGCACCAGGUGGAGCAUUGUUUUUAUUCUUUAAUUUCGGCUAAAUGGUAGCAUGAUGACAUCAAGGUGCUGGAAAUGCAAACAGAGCAUAGAGGUUCAUAUUCAAAAAAGCUGGUACAAAUCAAAACGCCUGGUGCAAAUGUUCAAUCAUUGGAUUUUACUUGCAAAAUAUGUUGUGCCAACGAGUUUCAACCCAUGACAGUAAGAAAACCUCCAGACAAAGGUGCUGUAAUGAGGACUGUUUGAGCAUUUACCAAAACCAGUCAAGCAUUGCCAACAACUCCUUCUGCCCAGAGCACCAAAAUCAACAGUUUCCUAAAGAUGAUGAGGAAUAAAAGGUUGUCAGUCUGAAUGAUAACAUCAAAUCUCAACUGUAUUCUAUUCUGAAAUAAAAAAUCUCAAUAUUUUCAAUACACGUAAUUCCAUUAA
Messenger RNA from Centropristis striata (black sea bass), 3186 nucleotides. It is a transcript of the gene scd, whose product is annotated as stearoyl-CoA desaturase (delta-9-desaturase). The record is from RefSeq and is a predicted model, not a curated record. Gene Ontology annotation, cellular component: endoplasmic reticulum membrane. Bases 183 to 1184 code for a protein of 333 amino acids. Gene Ontology annotation, biological process: response to fatty acid; unsaturated fatty acid biosynthetic process. Gene Ontology annotation, molecular function: stearoyl-CoA 9-desaturase activity; palmitoyl-CoA 9-desaturase activity; iron ion binding. Lineage: Eukaryota; Metazoa; Chordata; Actinopteri; Perciformes; Serranidae. The transcript is spliced from 6 exons.